UAUCAAAUCUUCAGACAGGACGACGCAGAAAUCCGCAAGUCCCCCAGCCGUCUGUCUCCUCUCUUAUCAGCUUACCCCGCCAUUUACAUCUCCGUCCCCCCCAGACUGCAAAUCUUCAUUCUUCUUCCUCUCCCAUGGCGGCUUCUUCCUUGACGACCUUGUCGAAUGCAGGUGCCCUCCGCCCGCAGGUCUCUCCGGUCAACGCUCUCAACUGUCCCGCUCGCUCUGCCGUGCGCGUUCGAGUUGGACCCCCGUUGCACGCGAAUCUGUCGUGGUCGUGCUCGAGCUCGAGCUCGAGCUCGGCCUCUCUGCGCCUCCUCCCUCUGAAUUCCUCGUGUUCUCGGAGGAACUUCCGCUGCCCCCGCUCGAUUCGUGCUAGCGCUGAGGUGGCAGCACUGCAAUCGAAAGUAACCAAUAAAGUCUAUUUUGACAUUAGCAUUGGGAACCCCGUCGGGAAGCUUGCCGGGAGAAUCGUGAUUGGAUUGUUUGGCGACGAUGUUCCGCAGACGGCAGAGAACUUCCGCGCUCUGUGCACAGGGGAGAAAGGCUUUGGUUACAAAGGCUCCGCUUUCCACCGUGUGAUCAAAGAUUUCAUGAUUCAAGGAGGUGAUUUCGACAAGGGAAAUGGAACUGGAGGCAAAAGUAUAUAUGGCCGUACAUUUAAGGAUGAGAACUUCAAGUUGGCCCACAUUGGACCUGGUGUGGUUAGCAUGGCAAAUGCGGGCCCCAACACUAAUGGAAGCCAAUUCUUCAUUUGCACUGUGAAGACUCCAUGGUUGGAUCAGAGGCACGUUGUGUUCGGGCAAGUUAUAGAAGGCAUGGAUAUUGUUAAGAUGAUCGAGUCGCAGGAAACAGACAGAGGAGACCGUCCUAGGAAACGAGUCGUGAUUGCAGAUUGUGGGGAGCUUCCUGUGGCCUAAAUAAUUGAGCUCCACUUCGAUAAUGCUCUUCUUUUUUCUCGUUUUGCUUAUUUAUAGAGAAACCGAGAACCGUGGACCAAGGCUGGAGUUGCCGAGAUGUUUUUUGAAAAUUAGGUUGUUGUACUCAUGAACAUCAUAGGUUUCAUUCAUUCGGGAGCUCGAAACUGUUAGCUUGUCAGAGAUUAUAAUGAAAUGCAACCUUAUAUAUGUUGUUGGAUUUCCA
This is a messenger RNA of Punica granatum (pomegranate), 1143 nucleotides long. The record is from RefSeq and is a predicted model, not a curated record. NCBI's taxonomy places the organism in Eukaryota, Viridiplantae, Streptophyta, Magnoliopsida, Myrtales, Lythraceae.